GCUCAAAAUUUAUCCUAUAACAUUUGUAGAGCUCAUUGAAAUCAACCAAUGAAAUCGAUCGGACCACCAAAUGAUCUUAAUAAACGUCAAUCACUUUACACAACGGUAGAUGCCCUCAAGACUCGAAAGUGAAAGGAAGAAUGAGUAGAAGUCUACAUAUUCGAUUUGAUAAUAUCAAUGUUGACGGAUAUGAGAUUAUUGACGCUUGUCUACCAUUAUUUGAAUCUAUAACGCAAGAUGUGAAGAAAGUUGACGAAGGAAAGAAAAAGAAAAUCAAAGCCUACUACAAACAACUACAAACAUUCAAUAAAGUUUGUAAAGGAAACAACAUCAUAUCGUUGAAUAGUGUUUUCGAGUAUUUUGAAGGGCUAGUUUUGAGCUUAAAUUAUGCUGAUCUUAAGAGAAAUUUGGAAUAUUUGGAGUUAAGUAGGUCGGAAGUCUGCGAAAGAAGCAAUGUUACAAUUCGUUCGUUGAAGUUUAGUGAAGAAGCCAUUAUCGAUGAAGUUAAAAGCGAUAUGCAGACAGAUAUAAUCAACAACAACUCGAUUUUCACGUUUGCCAGAGUCAGGAAUACUUUUAAAAAAGGUGCUGUUUCAGUUCAUUGAAAGUUCCGUUUAUUUGAAA
Messenger RNA from Xenia sp. Carnegie-2017, 624 nucleotides. RefSeq lists its product as uncharacterized. NCBI's taxonomy places the organism in Eukaryota, Metazoa, Cnidaria, Anthozoa, Malacalcyonacea, Xeniidae. The coding region runs from base 141 to 605 and encodes 154 amino acids. The transcript has 6 exons. The record is from RefSeq and is a predicted model, not a curated record.